Molecule: messenger RNA, 1337 nt
Organism: Lontra canadensis (Northern American river otter)
Lineage: Eukaryota; Metazoa; Chordata; Mammalia; Carnivora; Mustelidae
Gene: PRLHR
Product: prolactin releasing hormone receptor
Exons: 3
Coding region: 204-1316 (370 amino acids)
Biological process (GO): G protein-coupled receptor signaling pathway
Cellular component (GO): plasma membrane; neuron projection
Molecular function (GO): neuropeptide binding; neuropeptide Y receptor activity
Source: RefSeq, a predicted model, not a curated record
CCUCCGCCGGAGCAGGACUCUGCCAAGGCUCAGCAAGCUCCCGCAUCGAGAUUCUCCCUCGUCCCUCUCACCCAGCUCCCGCGGAGAAGCGAGAAGCCUGCACCGCCGUCGUGGGCUGAGGACCGCCGGGGGGACAGCCGGGAUUCGACCCCUCCGUCCCCGGAGCGUUUUUCCGCAAGCCAAGCCCCACUCACCAGGUGGCCAUGGCCUCACUGCCGACUCAGGAACCCCCGGUCCCUGACUUAUUUUCUGGGCUGCCACCGGCGGCCUCAACUCCUGCCAAUCAGAGCAUAGAGGCCUCGGCGGUCAAUGGGUCUGCGGCUGACCCAGGCGCUCAGGCCAUCACGCCCUUCCAAAGCCUGCAGCUGGUGCAUCAGCUGAAGGGGCUGAUCGUGCUGCUCUACAGCAUCGUGGUGGUUGUAGGGCUGGUGGGCAACUGCCUGCUGGUGCUGGUGAUUGCGCGGGUGCGUCGGCUGCACAACGUGACCAACUUCCUCAUCGGCAACCUGGCCUUGUCCGACGUGCUCAUGUGCACCGCCUGCGUGCCGCUCACGCUGGCGUACGCUUUCGAGCCCCGCGGCUGGGUGUUUGGCGGCGGCCUGUGCCACCUGGUCUUCUUCCUGCAGCCUGUCACCGUCUACGUGUCCGUGUUCACGCUCACCACCAUCGCGGUGGACCGCUACGUCGUGCUGGCGCACCCGCUGCGGCGGCGCGUCUCACUGCGCCUCAGCGCCUGCGCAGUGCUGGCCAUCUGGGCGCUGUCCGCGGUGCUGGCGCUGCCGGCCGCCGUGCACACGUACCACGUCGAGCUCAAGAUGCACGGGGUGCGCCUCUGCGAGGAAUUCUGGGGGUCUCAGGAGCUCCAGCGCCAGCUCUAUGCUUGGGGGCUGCUGCUCGUCACCUACCUGCUCCCCCUGCUGGUCAUCCUCCUGUCUUACGUCCGGGUGUCGGUGAAGCUACGGAACCGCGUGGUACCGGGCUGCGUGACCCAGAGUCAGGCCGACUGGGACCGCGCGCGCCGCCGCCGCACCUUCUGUCUGCUGGUGGUGGUCGUGGUGGUGUUCGCCGUCUGCUGGCUGCCGCUGCACGUCUUCAACCUGUUGCGGGACCUCGACCCGCACGCCAUCGACCCCUACGCCUUCGGGUUAGUGCAGCUGCUCUGCCACUGGCUCGCCAUGAGCUCGGCGUGCUAUAACCCCUUCAUUUAUGCCUGGCUGCACGACAACUUCCGUGAGGAGCUGCGCAAGCUCUUGCUUGCCUGGCCACGCAAGAUCGCACCGCACGGCCAGACCAUGACAGUCAGCGUGGUCAUCUGAGGGCCCUACGUCAGGGCUUGG